Molecule: messenger RNA, 1347 nt
Organism: Talaromyces amestolkiae
Lineage: Eukaryota; Fungi; Ascomycota; Eurotiomycetes; Eurotiales; Trichocomaceae
Exons: 1
Coding region: 1-1347 (448 amino acids)
Molecular function (GO): oxidoreductase activity
Source: RefSeq, a predicted model, not a curated record
AUGUCAGCUGUGACCCCGAUCCAGCUCUCUCCAGAUCACUUGGGAAUUGUUCGCGCUCCAGUAGACAUCCCGGCUGAGUCGUUAGAAGCGUGUAACAAGCUUCUUCAGAAAAACCAUGAGGUCUACCACAUGUUUUUCCGUGACACUGCUGGUCACAAUCACAUCGUUCACAGUCUUUUGACGGUUCUUGCAUUGGGAGCCACUCCUCGAGAACUACAAGAUCGCUACGAUGACGGGACUCCCAUCCAGCGACCAAUCCCCGAAAUUGACAACGCAUUGCUCGAGAGAUUAUCGGAUGAUGAAGUUCUUUUCAACACCAUUGGCGAAAUUACCCAGUACCACACAUUCUUAGAAUUCUUCAAGCGCGAAAUUGCCGCCAAUGGGUGGAAAGAAAUCACCCAAAAGUACGUCUUUGCACGAAACAAACUUGCGGACAAAAUGCUUGCUCGUAUGUACGAGGGCGCCUACCACCCAAUUAUCCACCUCGGUCUGGGUAUAGAAUUUCAGUCUGAAGCUAUCGUCGCUGAGGCUCUCGCUCAAGCUGCUGCUCACGACGAUGCUAACAUUGGUAAAUUGUUUUUGAAUGCGGAACAGGAAGCCACUAUCGUGUACCCAACAGCCAAGCCCAGAACUAUGAUUCAAUUAGUCGACGAUAUCCGUAACAACGACGCAAUCCGCACUGCUCCUCAAUGGACCGACUUCGGCUUCAAGAUGCGUGACGGUAUUGUCGGUCGUGCUUGCGAAGAAAUGCAGACCGUUGCUGCCCAGUUCCGCAUUAAGCCCACUGAAGAAGACCUUGAACGACGAACAGCAGAGAUGAUCAGCACGGUCGCCUACUUCUCAGGUGCAGCACAACGUGAGGGUCGGAAGCGGAAGAUUGACUUCUUUUAUAUGCACUGCGUCACCAGCAGUAUCUUCUUCACCGUCUUGAUACGCCAGAAAUGGAUCAAGCUGGAAGACCGUAUCCGUCUUGUCGAAUGGAAAGCACGACUUGACUUGGCGUGGUAUGCGGUUUCCGGGUCAGCACCACUCGAUCCGAAGGCCAUCACUGAGUACUCCAACCCGGAGAGCGAUAACCUCGGUUGGGCCGACUUAUUCAGCGCCGUCAACAAGGAACACGAUGACGGUCACGCUGCCAAAUACAUUCGAGCCCUCAAAAAUGGCGAAGAAGUCUCCAAGCAGUACGAGAAAGGUGAAUGGGAGGCAUACUUCCCCAUGAAGGGCGAUAUGUGGUUAAAGCUGGCCAGAAUGUGCCAGGACACCACGAAGAAUCUUCCCACUGAUCUUAAGUGGGUGCCAUUCACUGGCUUUGAGCAACCCUGGAAGAGACCUGAUUUGGCAAACUAA